UUGUGGUGUAGUUGUUCUAAAUGUUUUUUAAGCGUCAAAAUUAGGAUUUUGUUCCGUGUCAUAUAUUUUUAAUUUAUUUUAUAAUUCAAUAAAUAUAAAAGAAAUGGAAGCUAUAAAUUGUAUUCCAAAAAAUCCAGUUUACAUAUCAGUGUUUUCUGUGCUUAUUUCCUUUUUUCUAGUGAAGGUUCUACAAAAGGAAUGCAACACAUGAAAAUGUUUACGGAGCUCCAUUCAAGACUCUCAUCUGAAAUGGAUCUAAAACUAAGAAAAAGCAACGUCCGUGGGAAGUUAAAAAAACAGUGUCUACAUCGAUGAUGGAAAGAUUUAAAGCGGCAUUGAGGUUACAUCCACAAAAUGUAGUCUAUGCAUCCACGACUAGAGGCGGAAUGAAAGUUCUCUAUGAAGGACAUUAUUUCAAGUAUGUUUACAAGCGUUACGAUUGCGGUGUGUUUCAGUGCUGCUACAAUGAAAACAAUGAACAGUGUAAGGCGCGUAUCAUUAUCAAUCGAAACCUUGUGUAUCCUCUGGAUGGAGUGCAUAACCAUUUUAAUCAAGCAACGGACAAGAGUGUGACUUCGGUGUUGAUUGAGGCAGGAGAUGCAUGUGAUGAGGAAGACAAUGUGUCAAAUGAUGGUGCACAAUUGAAAACCAUUUCGCAAAAAAUGAACCUGGCUGAAACCAACGAGUUUGUGGUUAUGGAAGUUAGAGAGUCAGUGGCAGAUGCUAAUUUAAUUCCUCUACAAACUAUUUCCCUUGAUGAAGACUAUGAAUAUUCCAAAGGCAAUAAUGUAUCCGAAGAUACCAGCGAGAUUGGGAACGAUAUUUUUAAAAAGAAUGCCGAUGAUCUAAGGGAAAAGAUUAAAAAACGAUUGCAACAAGCCCUUAUGAAAAAGAAAAAGUAAAAAGGACCUAAACGGCAAUAGUUUUUAAAUUUUCAUUUAUUAAAGAGCAACCCUGCUACUAGGAAAGCCAACUAUCUUUUUAAAUUGAUUUAAAAAAAAAACAAAUUUAGCAAUAUUACCCGAAUAAAACAUUUAUAUUAUAUUUUUGAUGCCAAUUUAAUAAAAAACAUACGAAUUUUUAACUGAUUAUAUUCUUGAAAUUUAUGUUUCGCUAUUUUUUUAUUAAAACUUAACUACAAAAAUUGUUGAUUAAUCCAACUUUUGAUAAUAAGAAAUUUACAAAAAAUUAUUUUAACUUAAACUGUCUUUAUCGAGCAGAAUAUCGAAAACGAAUCGAACACACAAUUUGUAUUUAGUAAAUCGAUGGUUAAAAUUAAUAUAAUCAAAUGUUAGAUAUUAUUAGGCAAAUUAAAAUUGAAAGGUUAUAUUUCUUAAAAGACUUUUAUAAUUUGGUUUUGGUGGUAUUUGAAAAAAUAUUUUAAGUAAUAAAUAAAAAAAUAAAUUAAAAUUGA
Molecule: messenger RNA, 1414 nt
Organism: Eupeodes corollae
Lineage: Eukaryota; Metazoa; Arthropoda; Insecta; Diptera; Syrphidae
Product: modifier of mdg4
Exons: 4
Coding region: 312-902 (196 amino acids)
Source: RefSeq, a predicted model, not a curated record